UAGACGAUUUGCUGAGUAAGCGAAGCGCAAGUAGCGUGCGAUUCAUAUAAAAACUACGUUGCAUUGAUUCAAGAUGGACGCAUCUGUAAUAUGGAACUUCCUGCUGGGCAAGCCUGUAGGGUUACUGUUGGGUAUUGCAUCGGUCUUCCUGUACGUGUACAUGACGAGAAAGCCAUCCGGGAUACCGCCAGGACCAGCAGGCUGGCCCGUGUUCGGAAACCUCCUUCGGUUAGGACGAAACCCGCACCUCACGUUGACGUCUAUGUCGCAGCAAUACGGAAACAUCUUUAGUGUUUACAUGGGCAACAUGCUCACCGUCGUAUUGAACGACUACGAUACCGUUAAAGAAGCUUUCUUAAAAAUGGGUGACGUCUUUUCGGGCAGGCCGGAUUUGUACGUUAUAAAAACAUCAUCAAGCGACCACAAUGGAGUGCACGGUUUAAUAUUAACCGAGGGUGCGCACUGGCGAGAACAGAGGAAGUUUGCUCUGGAGGCAUUACGUGAAUUCGGCAUGGGCAAGAUUUCGCUCGAGGGUAAAAUCCAAGAGGAGGUGCAGGCACUACUGCACGAAAUCGGAGAAAAAUCCGAUCAGGCGUUCGACAGCAAGCUGCUGAUGGGCAACGCAGUUUCCAACGUUAUCUGCAACAUCGUCUUCGGCAAUCGAUUCGACUACGACGACGCCGAAUUUCGAGAGAUGCUCGAGAGACUGAACAUUUCCGUGCGAAACUCGAGCGUGUCCGGCCUAAUUAACUUUAUGCCAUUCCUGCGAUUCGUGCCCGGGCUCGGCAGGGAGCUAAUGCAAGGGUUCGCCGCCCGCCGCGUGAAGUCUUUCGCCUACUUUCAGCGGCGCAUAGACGAACACAAGGCCACGCUGGACAGGGAGCACGUGCGGGACUUCAUCGAUGCAUAUCUUAAGCACAUCGAAGACGUCAAGACGGCAAAGCGUGGUGGCGAAACGUUUACAGAGACCGAGCUUAUAUUUGCCAUCGGAUCGCUGUUCGGCGCGGGAACGGAAACCACUGCGACAACUCUGCGAUGGGGCUUCGUCUACAUGAUAAACUACCCGGAUGUUCAGAGAAAAGUGCAGGCGGAAAUCGAUGCGGUGAUCGGCGAUGCCCGGUUGCCCUCUAUGAAGGAUAGACCGCUGCUACCGUACACCGAGGCCACUAUCAUGGAGAUACAGAGAUUAGGGCAGCUUGUUCCUCUCGGCGUACCUCAUGCCACGACCCGGGACGUGAGCCUCCGUGGAUACACCAUUCCCGCAAGAACCAUGAUUCUACCAAACCUAUGGGCGAUACAUCGCGACGCCAAGAACUUCCCAGACCCGACUGCCUUUAAACCGGAGCGAUAUCUGGACGCCGAUGGCAGUCUAAGCAGCAAACUGUGCGAACGUUUAAUGCCGUUCUCGAUAGGCUGGCGUGUGUGUCUCGGAGAGAUGCUUGCUAGAAUGGAGCUGCUGCUAUUCUUUACUGCUAUUUUACAACAAUUCCAUAUUCAAACACCAGAGGGCGAAUCGCCGCCACCACUGACAGGUGAAAUGGGUAUCGUUCACCAACCUACAGCCUACAGGCAACGAUUUAUACCGAGAAAAUAAGUGCGUGUCUAGCUAGACAAAUAAACCCUUGCAGUGGGAUCUCAUUCUUGCAAUCCGGUAUAUAAACUCAUACACUAAAAUGUCAUGCAUUGUACUAUACUCGCGUCAGGUACUACAGAGUAAAACUAUAGUACCAUAGUGCUGUAUUGAAAAAGCUGAUUUCAAAUGUUUACAUCAGACGCUAUCUGACACUAGUUGCGUUUUACCAAAGAUGUUCAUUAUUAAGCGCAUGUGGAAUAGGUUACUGUUGCCAAACCAUGACUUACAUACAAUAUCAACCUGUGGUCAAUGUUGUUAAAUAUAAUACCAAUAUCAUUACGCAUAAA
Molecule: messenger RNA, 1920 nt
Organism: Priapulus caudatus
Lineage: Eukaryota; Metazoa; Priapulida; Priapulimorpha; Priapulimorphida; Priapulidae
Product: cytochrome P450 2U1-like
Exons: 5
Coding region: 74-1594 (506 amino acids)
Biological process (GO): xenobiotic metabolic process
Cellular component (GO): intracellular membrane-bounded organelle; cytoplasm
Molecular function (GO): oxidoreductase activity, acting on paired donors, with incorporation or reduction of molecular oxygen, reduced flavin or flavoprotein as one donor, and incorporation of one atom of oxygen; heme binding; iron ion binding
Source: RefSeq, a predicted model, not a curated record